Sinocyclocheilus grahami is the source of this 4793-nucleotide messenger RNA. Its product is annotated as glutamate receptor ionotropic, kainate 5-like. The coding region runs from base 1240 to 3972 and encodes 910 amino acids. Gene Ontology annotation, cellular component: membrane. NCBI's taxonomy places the organism in Eukaryota, Metazoa, Chordata, Actinopteri, Cypriniformes, Cyprinidae. The transcript has 17 exons. The record is from RefSeq and is a predicted model, not a curated record. Gene Ontology annotation, molecular function: ligand-gated monoatomic ion channel activity.
AAGCAACGCAAGGCCACGAGACUCUGAUGAGGAAAUUCUCAGAGUGGCGACAGAUGUGACGCCCCUCCUCUCUGGCGUCAUCUGCGGCUCUGUUUGCUUCCACGGACGUCGGAGCAGCCAUAACUCGACCUGCCUCCAUCCUAGAGGUGCUAUUCCUAUGAGAGAGGGAGUGUCUGGCGUGCCAAAGCUCAUUUCUGAACUCCUGAAGGGAGGAGCCGUGGGAAUUGGAGGGAUAGCUGGAUUGAUGAGGGUGCUGGAGAACAGAGUGUGAGCCGCUCUCCACGUCUCCACCCGAGCGCUGGGCUCCAUAAUCAGUUCAUCCUCCCAGACACUUGAGCACAACUUAUUCUAGAGGAUUUUUGCUCUGAGAUUUCAUAUCUUUCACUAUAUGUUUUGAAUAUAUUCUAGCUUCUUUGCUCAAGUCGAUGCUCCCCUUCAUCAAAUGUGGCAGGUGGGCCUGAGGAACGAUUCUCUGUGAAACUAAAAGCAACAACGUGUAAGGUAGAGUGAGGUGACAGAGGAAAGCAGGGUAAAAGCGCUGACUGGUCUUGGAACGUUUGAGUUGGAGUGUGUCUAUGCAAGACUUAGAAGGCCUGUGUAGCAGUGGAUGAGAGUUUGUGCCGAGGGCUGACAGGAAGAGGCAGCUAGACGGCAAUGCAUAAUCGAAGCCUCUAAGUGUGCACAGGAGAGUACGUUUGUGUGUGAAUGUGCAUGCAGGAGCAUGUGAUUGUCUCUUAGAGUGCAGAAUUCUGAGAAUUGGCCAUUAUUGCCGCUCCCUCCUAUUUUUGUGCUGGAGCCGGGAGGGUCAACAUUAACAGUGCGCGAGAGAGAGAGGAACGGAUACAGCAAAAAAUAAAUAAAUAAAUAACAGUGACACUUCAGUUUUUUUGUCACCAUAUUUUUGGUGCCCAUUGGUGGGGUUCUUUUUCCUCUGAGUGCUUGAGCUUUGUAAAAAAAAACGACUUUUGUCCCAUCAAAUGGAUUAUUAUAAGAAUCACAGCUUGUGAAGGGCUCUCAGAUGGAUAAUUUCUAGCUGGAAUACCUUCUCCUUUGAGACUCUCCACACCACUCCAUUUCUGUGACUUUCAACCUGUCAUCCUAGAAGACGUGUUGCGAUUCCCCGGAGGACUGCGUUCACUUGUUACCACAGCAAUCCAUGGCAUCCUGUUCCUGACAAGGUCCGCUUCAUUCUGGGGUGCUAUAGGCAGCAGAAGGCAUCUCCAUGAGGAGCGGUAGAAGAUGCCGGAACUGCCAGCGCUCCUGCUGUCGAUUUACUUCCGCUUCCUGUUAGUCACCGUGGUUACCAUGCCGCCUUCUUCCCUGAGCCAGACCUCUGUUCUGUCAUCCGUACGGAUGGCGGCAAUUUUGGAUGACAGCUCUGUCUGUGGGCGUGGGGAGCGUUUAGCUUUAGCGUUAGCACGCGAGAACAUCAACAGUGUGAUGGAGGGCCCGGCUCGUGCUCGCGUGGAGGUCGACAUAUUUGAACUCCAGAAAGACUCUCAGUAUGAGACUACAGAUACUAUGUGCCAGAUUCUGCCAAAGGGCGUGGUCUCUGUGAUUGGCCCCGCCUCCAGCCCUGCCUCUGGCUCCAUAGUCAGUCACAUCUGUGGGGAAAAGGAGAUUCCGCAUGUCAAAAUCGGUCCGGAAGAGACUCCACGGCUUCCUUACCUGCGCUUUGCAUCUGUGACUCUGUAUCCUAGCAACGAAGAUCUGAGCCUUGCCAUCGGAGCCAUCCUACGCUCCUUCAGCUACCCAUCGGCUAGUCUGGUCUGCGCUAAGGCCGAAUGUCUGCUGAGACUGGAGGAGCUGAUAAGGGGGUUUCUGAUCUCUCGAGAGACGCUGUCAAUCAGGAUGCUGGAUGACAACCUUGACCCCACGCCUUUACUAAAGGAGAUUCGUGAUGACAAAAUAGCUACAAUAAUUAUUGAUGCUAAUGCAUCUAUAUCUUACCUUAUACUGAAAAAGGCGUCAGAGUUGGGAAUGACAUCAGCGUUUUACAAGUACAUCCUCACAACUAUGGACUUCCCGUUGCUGUGGUUGGAUGAUAUAGUGGAUGAGCAGUCAAACAUCGUGGGCUUCUCAAUGUUUAACACCACCCACCCAUUUUACCUGGAGUUUAUUAGGAGCCUUAACCUGUCCUGGAGAGAGGGCUGUGACAUUAACCCUUACCCUGGACCAGCGCUGUCGUCGGCCCUGCUGUUUGAUGCGGUCCACGUGGUGGUGAGUGCAGUGCAGGAACUCAAUCGGAGUCAGGAGAUUGGUGUCAAACCUCUCAGCUGCACCUCCCCUCAGAUCUGGCAACACGGAACCAGCCUCAUGAACUACCUGCGUAUGGUGGAGUAUGAUGGUUUGACAGGUCGAGUUGAGUUCAACAGUAAAGGCCAGAGGACCAAUUACUCCCUCCACAUCCAGGAGAAGCACAGGGGAGGCCACAAAGAGAUUGGGAUCUGGUACUCUAACAACACUCUGCUGAUGAACUCCACCAGUCUGGAUAUCAACGUGUCUGAGACUCUGGCUAACAAGAGCCUCAUCAUCACCACUAUACUGGAGAACCCGUACGUGAUGAGAAAGGUGAAUUACCAGGAGUUUGAGGGGAAUGAGCAGUACGAGGGUUUCUGUGUGGACAUGUUGAGAGAGCUGGCUGAUAGCCUCAAGUUCACCUUCCGCAUCAAACUGGUGGACGAUGGCCUGUAUGGAGCACCUGAACCCAACGGCUCAUGGACAGGCAUGGUGGGAGAGCUGAUCAACAGGAAAGCUGAUUUGGCUGUAGCAGCUUUUACCAUCACAUCUGAGAGAGAGAAGGUCAUUGACUUCUCAAAACCCUUUAUGACCCUGGGCAUCAGUAUUCUUUACAGGGUCCAUAUAACAUCCUCUCCUCCCCUCUUUCAGAACUCUCGUUAUCAAACAUAUCAGCGAAUGUGGAACUACAUGUAUUCAAAGCAGCCCAGUGUCUUCGUGAAGAGCACAGAGGAGGGCAUUGCACGAGUCUUGAACUCUAAAUACGCCUUCCUGCUUGAAAGCACCAUGAAUGAGUACCACCGCAGCCUCAAAUGCAACCUCACCCAGAUCGGAGGCCUGCUGGACACCAAGGGUUAUGGAAUCGGCAUGCCUUUCGGUUCUCCUUUCAGAGAUGAGAUCAGUCUGGCAGUGCUGCAGUUGCAGGAGAAUAACAGGUUGGAGAUCCUAAAGAGAAGAUGGUGGGAGGGAGGGCAGUGUCCCAAAGAGGAAGACCACCGUGCCAAAGGUCUUGGGAUGGAAAACAUUGGCGGUAUAUUUGUGGUGUUGAUCUGUGGCCUGAUUAUUGCUGUGUUUGUGGCUGUGAUGGAGUUUGUGUGGUCCACACGGCGAUCAGCUGAAACAGACGAGGUGUCUGUAUGUCAAGAGAUGUUGACAGAGUUCCGUAACGCAGUUUCCUGCAAGAAAAGUUCUCGUCUUCGCCGCCGCCGACCCCUGUCCAGCUCUCUGGCCCUUCGACACCCCACUCGCAUCACUUUAGGGGCCCCGAGGCCCCUGCGCCUUGUCCGAGAGAUGCGCCUUAGCAACGGAAAGCUCUACAGCGGUACUGGACCCCUGACCGGAAGUUCAGGACCAGGAGGAGGCCCCUCAGACAUGGGCCCCGGCCCCCAGCGACUUCUGGAGGACCCGUUAGUUGCCAACAGCACCCCCACAGUGGCUCUGGGACCACCCGCAGUGACAGUGCCUCUGCCGCGGGGCUGCACUCAUGUGCGAAUUUGCCAGGAGUGCCGGCGUAUCCAGAGUCUACGCACAACCUCUUGCACACGCAUCCCUCCCUCUUCUGCCCCUCUGCCUCGCCUGGCCCCGCCCCCUCCACACUCAUCCUCCAAUACAGACAGUGAAGGCGGCGGCGGCCUGAGCCCGUGCCGGAUAGGCCACUCCCCGCUGGCAAAAGGCUGCACUUUACCACCACCUCAGUCUAGCAACAACACAGACCUGAUGGGAGAGCAGAAAUGAGAGCAGAGAGACUGACAAAAGGGGGAGACAAAAUUAUGACUCGUUUUUGCAAUAUUUGCCCCUUUUGUUCAAAAUUACAGACAACUGCGCUUUCCAUCUUUUAUUUGGUAUGAGAGAAUUGUGCUUUUUUUAAUAGCCAUGUGUCACAUCAAUGAUUCUUUUGUACUACUGAACAAUGUACUAUAACACUGACCAUGUCUGAAACAACCUUGAAAAUGUGAUGGUAAAGAUUUAAGACUCUCAGUCUGAGGAUUUAGAAAUGCUUCACGAUAGGCAGCACAGAGAUAUUAAACUUCCCCGUGAUUCUGAUCUUCAGGCAGCACACAGACGUCUGCUUGCGAUCAGAGGCACAGACUCUCCUUCCCUUCAAUGACUGAACUUGGUCUCUAUGUUACGAUAGAGGUCAUACACAGGAAGUAGCACAGCGAUGCUCUCUUUUGGACAUCAUUGUCUCAAUGAUACUGUCCAGAUCAGAGCCAGACCGCAACAGAAUGAGAGCACAUGCGUUAACGCUAUGAAACACAAACUUGUUAAUUAAAAAGAUAUUCUAAACAGAUAUUCUUACUUUUCUGUACUGUACUUAUUUUUAAAUUCACUGUCUGUGUAAUUUAAUUCUGGGGUUGUGUUGUCUGAAUUGGAAAUUAAAAAUAGAGAUACUUUAUUGAUACUGAGGAGAUCAACUCUGACUGAAUAUGUGUUAUUUGAAAUGAGGAGCUGUGUGUUCAUUAAAACGUGGACUUCGAUCUGUCUGCAAGAACUUGUGAGUCCGUAAAUUGUGCUGAAAAUCACACCACAUACCUCAACCCAAAUUUGCACUCACG